Spodoptera exigua (beet armyworm) is the source of this 747-nucleotide messenger RNA. The record is from the annotation of a GenBank genome assembly. Lineage: Eukaryota; Metazoa; Arthropoda; Insecta; Lepidoptera; Noctuidae.
CAGUGACAUCCGUGAUUAACGCAAGCACAUCGUUCAUUUUACAAGGUCACAAUGCCGAAAAAACUAUUUUACUUCAAUUUGAACGGUCUAGCCGAACCAAUAAGGUACAUUCUUCAUUACACCAAUCAAAAGUUUGAAGAUAUCAGGUACGACGUCUACACAUGGCCUGACCCAAAAAUAAAAGCAACUCUUCCCUACGGCCAGUUUCCUGUAUAUGAAGAAGAUGGCCGCAUCCUCACUCAGUCUCUAGCCAUCACCAAGUAUGUGGCGAGGGGAACAGAUCUAGUACCAACAGAUCCUUGGGAUAAUGCUGUCAUAGAAAGUACCCUAUUCUCCAUCUUGGAUUACUGGAAAAAUGUGGUGCCCUCAGUAAGAGAAGCAGAUCCAGUGAAACAUGCAGAAUUAAGGAAGAAUUUACUCGAACAAUCCAUUCCAUAUUUCUUCUCAAGAUUCAACAAGCAUUUAGAAGAUAAUGGUGGAUUCUUGAAUGGCAAGUUAUCCUGGGGAGACUUCGUAUUCUGUGGGGUAAUUGAAGCAAGCGACUUAUUCUUGGGCAUUGAAUUGGGCAAGGAUUAUCCAGCUGUUGGCAAUUUAGUUAAACACAUCAGGAAUCUACCAGGAGUGAAGGAGUAUGUUAAGGCGAACGGACCCUUCACAAUUGACCUUGAGAGAUUUAAGUACCAAAAAUGAAAGUCUUUGUAUGUAAUGUUUGUAUAAGGAAAAAUAAAUGUGAAUUCUUUUGCUGCA